AUGUUUAAUCCAUUUCGAUAUAUUGCUGAUUUUCUACACUUGGUGUCAUUUCUGAUACUCAUAUUAAAAAUACGCAAAACAAGGAAUUGUUUAGGUAACUGAUGAAAUAAUGUAAUAGGAUUAUCAUACAGAACUUAAGAAAUCUAUCUUGCAGUGUUCUGUGUCAGAUAUAUUGAUCUAUUCAUGUAUUUUGUAUCAGUAUACAAUACCUCAAUGAAAUUACUUUACAUUAGCAGCACUGUGUUCAUUAUAUACCUUAUGAAGUUCAAGAAACCAUAUUGUCUAGUAUUUAAUAUUUCUAAUAUAUAGUCUUAUGAUUCAGCAAGCGAUGACUUUCCACACUAUAAAUUCAUCUACACUGGAGCAGGAGUCUUGGCUCUACUUGUCCAUACAGAUUUAGCACCAUUUGAAUUAGGAUGGUCAUAUAGUAUUUGGUUAGAAGCAUUAGCAAUUAUACCACAAUUACAUAUGUUACAAAAGAUCAAAGAUGUUAAAUAUCAAUUAUCAUUAUUAGGUUGAAAAUAUUACAUCCAAUUAUGUGGGAGCUUUGGGAGUUUAUCGUUUCUUCUAUAUUGUUAGUUGGAUUUACAAAUACUCAUUAACUGGAGAUGUUUGUUGGACAUCACUUUUGGGAGGAAUUGUUUAAACUAUCUUAUAUGCAGAUUUCCUUUACUAUUACAUCAUUAGUCUAAAAUCAGGGAAAGGUAUGUCUUUAGGAGUUUGAG
Messenger RNA from Paramecium pentaurelia, 725 nucleotides. The record is from the annotation of a GenBank genome assembly. Lineage: Eukaryota; Ciliophora; Oligohymenophorea; Peniculida; Parameciidae.